AUGAAGGAUCAGCGACCUGACGUGGAGGCGGGCCCGUCGUCUGAUUUGCUGUACCCAGGAAUCACGCGGUCCGAGAAUGAGAUGCGAUGGGGGUUCAUUCGGAAGGUCUACGGCAUCAUUGGAGCACAACUCCUGCUCACCGCCGCCGUCGGAUCGUGCUUCGCUCUCAUUCCAACCGUCCGCGACUUCGGCCUGACCAAUGGAUACUUCAUGUUCUUCGCCACCAUCCUACCCUUCGCCAAGCCCUUUCUUCGCCUUCCAUUGUCCUCACUCACACCGCUCUUCCCCCUUUCUCCUCUUCCCCUCUUCCCUCUUCCCCUCUUCCUCCCUUCCCCCUUCCCCUCUUCCCCUCUAUUCCCCUUCCCCUCUUUCCCGUCUUUCCUUCCUCCCCUUUUCCCCUCUUCCCGCACCCUCUCUCCCACCCCACUUUCUCCCCUCCUCGUCUUUCUUCCCCCCGUGUGUCUGACCGGGCAGACGGCGUCUAUGAGCAUGACUGUGGGUCUCAUCUGCAGCAUGUACAGCGGCCCCAUAGUGGCCGAGGCUCUCGGCCUUACGGCUUCAGUGGUGCUGGGGCUCACAGCGUACACCUACUAUGCUGUCAAGAAGGGGCAGGAGUUCAGCGGCAGCUUUUUCAUUUCUUCUCUCAGUCUCGCAUCUCUCUGCACCCCUCCCACUCGUCGUUCACUCGUCCGCCCCUGUUCCAGCUACCUGGGUCCCAUGCUCUACGUCAGCCUCUGGCUGCUUCUUGGCUGGUCCUUCAUUCAAAUCUUCUGGGGCCUCGGCAGCGAGUUUGCUCUGGCUCUGGUGGGUGCUCUCAUCUUCGCCCUCUUCAUUGUGUACGACACCGACCUCAUCAUCAGGCGGUACUCAUACGACGAGUAUGUGAUGGCAAGCCUCAACAUUUAUCUUGACAUCAUCAACCUCUUCAUUCGCAUGCUUGAGAUACUACAGUAUCUGCAGGGUAAGGCUCCUGCUGCUUGUCCUAGAAUUUGA
This is a messenger RNA of Closterium sp. NIES-65, 993 nucleotides long. The record is from the annotation of a GenBank genome assembly. NCBI's taxonomy places the organism in Eukaryota, Viridiplantae, Streptophyta, Zygnematophyceae, Desmidiales, Closteriaceae.